GACACACUGAAUUCCUGCUACUCCGUCCCAAGCCCAUACAAGGCCUCCUACCAAGUCUGAUGGCGCCCUGAGUCACCUUGAGAAUACCGACUGCCAGCAGGUCAGGCAUUCUACCCUCCAUCGCCGAUUGCUCUCGCGCCUUCUCCCUUUCUCCGACCACCCCAAGUACUUCCUCUAGUUUUCCUCGUGUUCCGUGCUGCCGGUCAGAUCCCCGCGGUCAGCCGGCCGAUCAAUUCGCCGGUCGGCUGAAUGAUGGCGGCGCGACCGUCAGAUUUCGUCAGCAGACCCCAUGCGUUCGCGUUCGCGCUUGUUUGCGUCGUUGCGUUCUCGUGUGCCUCGCGUCGCGUGGCCGCGCAGCCCAUGUGCUUCACGGAGCGACCCGUGGUGCAGAAGAUUAACAAGCUGUACCAGGAGAACUUCGGCUUCGGCGGGUUGGUGCACGUGACGCUGUCGGGUGCGGUGCACCACGGCAACAAGGGCGUGGAGGUGUGGCUGCAGACGUUCGCCCCGGGCUACGCCACCAACGUGCGCAGCCAGGAGCAGGACACAGUGGUGGUGGUGCUGAGAGGGGAGGGCGCCCUUCGCUUCCGCCCCAACCACACGGAUCACGUGUCCCCUGCUCCCUUUGAGUCCACACCCUUUCGGGCCAACUCCACCGUCAUCAUUCCCAGAAACACUGUUCACCAGCUGGUGAACAGCAGCAAGAAGCGCCUCCAAUUCCUCCACAUAUUCGGCAAGCCGCCCAUCCGCUUCCGGGAGUUUGCAUCAUGGGAGGAGGCGCAGGGCAAGAAGGUGUUCCCGGGGCCCUUCGACCGCAAGUGCCUCCCCGGCAGCUUCUUUGGCGGGCACAGGGCGUCUCCAAGCCAGGAUAUGUGAGAGCAGGGAGGAGCUUUGCCCCCGUAGCCUGGCAAACCAGGAGCUUGUGAGGGAUUUUGCGGCGUGGGAGGAGACCCAGGAAAAGGAGGUGUUUCCAGGGCCCUCCCUGGCGGCGUCUUGUCUAUGGCGGGCACAUGCGAUUGCGCCGCCAGGGUAUGUGAGGGCAGGGGGAGAGGUGAGGGCAUUGGGAGGAGAUGUCUGUGUAACCUAGGCGGCAACCCAUUGGAGGGAGUUUGCUCCGUGGGUGGGAGGAGGCCCAGGGGAGGAAGUUUUUCCCAGGCCCCUCUGUUUGACUGCAAGUGCCUCCCCGUUUGCUUCUUUAGUGGGCAUACGGCCGUGCCAAGCCAGGAUGUGUGAGCAGAGCACAGUUUUGUUGGGUUGACGAGAACAUACGGUAAAAGCGAAACAAACUCUACCAGUACAAUAAUACAGUUUGCACCUUAUUGCUAUAAUGUGCUAUUCCUGUUAUUCUUCAAGAUCUGUUACAGCAUCUGGGGGUUGUAGUAGCUGUAACUUGUGUGUCCAUCUGAAUAGAAAUACUGAUAGAGA
Messenger RNA from Closterium sp. NIES-67, 1425 nucleotides. The record is from the annotation of a GenBank genome assembly. NCBI's taxonomy places the organism in Eukaryota, Viridiplantae, Streptophyta, Zygnematophyceae, Desmidiales, Closteriaceae.